Brenthis ino (lesser marbled fritillary) is the source of this 198-nucleotide messenger RNA. Lineage: Eukaryota; Metazoa; Arthropoda; Insecta; Lepidoptera; Nymphalidae. The record is from the annotation of a GenBank genome assembly.
AUGGCUCGUUGUGGAGCUCGUAUGGGUAUCGUUGCGGGGGGCGCGGUCAAGGCGGCGUGGCCCCUACCAAUGGGUGGCUUGAGAGUAGAAUUCGAGCCCCUCCUCGCCAACUAUCGCCGUCCCUAUCCUACCUUAUACUAUUCAUCUUCCCUCACUCUCGCGCCAAUACCCCUUGGCGCUGCGGAACGUACAGCUGUU